This is a messenger RNA of Rhododendron vialii, 471 nucleotides long. RefSeq names its product zinc finger protein 6-like. The coding region runs from base 1 to 471 and encodes 156 amino acids. The transcript has a single exon. Lineage: Eukaryota; Viridiplantae; Streptophyta; Magnoliopsida; Ericales; Ericaceae. The record is from RefSeq and is a predicted model, not a curated record.
AUGGAGAAAGAAGCAUCUUCUCUACAACUUACAGCAACUUCUUUGGCCAGCCCAGCCAAAUGGGAGUACAAAUGCAUUUUCUGUGACAGAACCUUCGACUCGGGUCGGGCCUUGGGUGGGCACCAAAAUGCCCACCGGUUUGAACCGAGGGAAAGCAAGCGGACCCAUCACGUGCGGGUCCCAAAGAAAGACCGCCCUCCGGUGGUUCCCCAUAAAAAUUCGUGGCCCCCACCUAAUCCCAGUUUGUGGCCACCAAACCAUAAAAAUGACUCCUACUAUCAUGGUUAUCCCAUGACAAUGCAGGGGGGUUUGCCACCUCGUGUGGCGGAUCACCGCGAGCAUGAGUGGGAGAUUUUGGUGGCCAGGGCUGGACAAGGAAUGCAAGCAGAGGGUUCCAGGAACGGACCAUAUCUUAAUGCUACGAAUGCUGAUCAUGGUGUUCAAGAAGUGGACUUGGAGUUGAAGCUUUAG